Messenger RNA from Naegleria lovaniensis, 1167 nucleotides. RefSeq lists its product as uncharacterized. Gene Ontology annotation, biological process: proteasome-mediated ubiquitin-dependent protein catabolic process. The record is from RefSeq and is a predicted model, not a curated record. The transcript has 2 exons. The coding region runs from base 1 to 1167 and encodes 388 amino acids. Lineage: Eukaryota; Heterolobosea; Eutetramitea; Acrasida; Naegleriidae. Gene Ontology annotation, molecular function: protein binding.
AUGGAAGAAGUGGAACCAGUGAGUCAUUUGCUUGUCUUGGCAGAGAAGAAAUUCCUAUUGGGUAAUGAUUUCCCUAAGGUAAACAAGAAUGCUCUCGUUCAGGAAAUAUUGGAUAUUGUCAAAGAGAAGGAAAUGGGACCUUACUAUGAAAAUGUACUCGUUCAACAACUUCCUGACUAUUUCAAAGCCGAUCAAACAUUUAUUAACUCGUUGAGAGAAUCUAAUCAAAAGAAAAUCCAAGAAUUAAACGAAAAAAUCGAAGAUGCUCAGAAAAAUCUUGGUGAAAAUGAAGUAAGAGAAGCUUUACUUACCAAGGCACAAUAUUACUAUUCUAUUGGAGACAAGGAAAAUACUCUUUCUGCAUACAGAGAAACAGAAACUAAAACUGUUGCUUUGGGACAAAAACUUGACAUUUUGUUUGCACUUCUUCGUGUUGGAUUUGCAUUUGAUGACAAGGACAUUGUGAAGAGAAAUCUUGAAAGAGCUAACAGUAUGAUUGUUGAAGGUGGAGAUUGGGAAAGAAGAAAUCGAUUGAAGGUCUAUGAAGGUGUUCAUCUUAUGACUAUUAGAAACUUUGCAAAGGCAGCAAAACUUUUCUUGGAUUCAAUUUCUACCUUCUCAUCAAGUGAAAUUAUGACAUUUGAACAAUUUAUUUUCUACUCAAUUGUAGUCUGCACAUUCUCACUUGGUAGACCUGAGAUGAAGAAGAAUAUUUUGGAAUCUUCUGAUGUGUUAUCAGUUAUUCACAAACUGCCAAUUGCUGAAAAGUUUGUGAACUCCUUCUAUAACUGCCAGUACAAUUUGUUUUUGGUGUCACUUGUGGAUUUGAUGGACAACCAAUUGAUCAAGGAUCGUUACUUAUCCAAACAUGUCCGUUAUUUCUCAAGAGAAAUGAGAGUGCGUGCAUACUCACAAUUCUUGCAAGCGUACAAGAGUGUGACAUUAGAGGCGAUGGCAGAACAAUUCGGAUUGAGUGCCGAAUUCUUGGACAAUGAGCUUUCAAGAUUCAUUUCUGCAGAUAAAUUGAACGCCAAAAUUGAUAAGGUUACUGGUGUGAUUGAAUCAAGCCGAACUGACGAGAAAAAUGCACUGUAUCAACAAACCAUCAAGCAAGGUGACCACUUAUUGAACAGAAUUCAAAAGUUGUCAAAAGUGAUUGAAAUGUAA